GAGUGGAGCAGUUUGAGAAUAAAAUUUGGGAAGCCAGCCUUACAAGAACACAGGGAGGUCGUAUAUAACAAGAAAAACUGAGGGCAGCAUCUGCUCAAACGCCCAGGAGCCCACUAAAGAUUGGGCAGAAUGGGCGGUGUCACUGGCUUACGAAGUACGUUCGGGUGGGUUGUGAAAGAGUGUGAGAAACCCUGUGCCAGUGGCUGAGGGCCCGGGCCCAGGGAGGGAACUGGGGAUUUGCACGCAGUAGAAUUAAGGAACGCUGGCUCUGCGUGGGGGAUAAAGGAAGGCAUGGAGGGAGUGGGGGUGGGGGGGGGGGCGUGCCGCGACUUCCCCUCCCCAGCCCUCGCACCGCCUGGCCCUUUUCCCCCACUUCGCCAUGGCUGGCAUUCGGGGUCUCGCACCUCCACCGCCCACAGGCGUGCUGCCGCGGGGAGCGGCCUGACCGCCGCGUGACGCCUCAAGAGGAGCAGGGGUCUCACUAUUAAAAGGGGCAACAGGCCUCGGCGCGGGCCCCAGAACAGGCCCGCUCCUUCUGUCUACGGAGCCGGCCGCAUUAGCGACGCCCUCGAGUCCGCGGCGGGCACGAUGCAGCUCCUGGUGAGGGUGCCGUCUCUUCCGGAGCGGGGCGAGCUGGACUGCAACAUCUGCUACCGGCCCUUCAACCUCGGGGACCGCGAGCCCCGCCGCCUCCCCGGGACGGCGCGCGCCCGCCGCGGCCACACGCUCUGCACCGCCUGUCUGCGCGAGUCGGCGGCGCGUGGCGACGGCGGCGGGGCGGCCGCGCGCGCAGUGCGUCUGCGCCACGUCGUCAUGUGCCCCUUCUGUCGCGCGCCCACCCCGCUCCCGCGCGGCAGGGUCACUGAAGUCUCUGUCGACCCGAGCUUGUGGUCGCGCUUGGAGGCAACAGCGCGGGCAGCGCACGAAUCUGAUGGGGCGGGUGGUCCGGUUCGGGAAAGCGGCGAUGUGGACCGAGAGGCCGAUGGAGGAAAAGGAGAGAAGGGGGCGGGGCCUAGGAGCGCGGGAUGGCGUGAGCUCCUGCGGCCCUGGGCCCGGGUGCUGGCACCGGCGCGCAGGUGGCGGCGCCCGCUGCCUAGCAACGUGCUGUACUGUCCAGAGAUCAAGGACUCGGCCCACAUGACCCGCUGCACGCUGUAACCGCGGAACCCUGAAGCCACGGAAGAAGAAAGAGUUACAGUCAAGGACCAGCAGCAUCAGCAUGACUGGGAGCCUGUUGGAAGCUUAAAAUCUCAGGAUUCCACUUCUGACUUACGGAAUUAGACUCUGCAUUUUAACAAGAAUCCCAGGUGAUCCAUUUAAAUAAAAAUUUAAGCAGCACUGGUCCAGGUCCUAGACUAUGUUGCAUUUUCCCCUGAGUUAAAAAGGGGGACUUAUUAAGAAUAAACCUCAAUUUUUCUAACUAUGUUUUUACCUUUUUCCUUUCCUUAAGUCUGAAGUCUCAGCUUAAAUAUUCCCUCUUUGGGGAGGUCUUUCUCAGCUUUCAAUCUGGUGUAGCCCCCUCCCUCGCCCUCUGUAAUACAAUGCCUUGUUUUAUUUUUUCACUACUUUUAUUUUCUGAUACGUGUUUUGUUGGUGUCCUGCACUACAGUGUAAGCUCCAUGACAGCAGUGACUAACUUGUGACUGUUGUAUCUGCAAGGGCAACAGCAGUGUUUUUAACAUGUACUCAAUAAAUGCUUGUUGGAAUUACA
Balaenoptera musculus (blue whale) is the source of this 1711-nucleotide messenger RNA. RefSeq names its product ring finger protein 227 (gene RNF227). Gene Ontology annotation, molecular function: ubiquitin protein ligase activity. The record is from RefSeq and is a predicted model, not a curated record. Gene Ontology annotation, biological process: protein ubiquitination. NCBI's taxonomy places the organism in Eukaryota, Metazoa, Chordata, Mammalia, Artiodactyla, Balaenopteridae.